CAGACCCUCUCAUUUCUUCAUACAAAUCACUCUCAGAAACAUUCGAUCCAAAAUUAUAUCAAAAGAUGGCAACACACAAUGUUCUACUCAAAAACGUUCUCAUGAUUUUCCUCUUCACUUUAACCAUCAUGACAGAAACCGCAUUUUCUCAGAACUGCGGUAAAACCGGUUGUAAAGGCAACAUGUGCUGCAGCAGAUGGGGAUAUUGUGGUACCACAAACGCUUACUGUGGCACGGGAUGUCAGAGUGGACCUUGCAAAUCCAAACCUAAACCUACUCCAACACCCAGCGGUAGCGGCGGUCUAAACGCUGGUCCUCGCGGUACCAUAGCUAGCGUUGUUACCCCAGCGUUCUUCAACGGCAUCAUGAGUAAAGUCGGACGUGGUUGCCCAGCCAAAGGGUUCUACACUCGCCAGGCGUUCAUCGUGGCCGCUCAAUCGUUUGCAGCCUACAAAGGAACCGUUGCCAAGCGUGAGAUUGCAGCCAUGUUGGCUCAGUUCUCUCACGAAUCUGGAAGUUUCUGCUACAAAGAAGAAAUAGCUAGGGGAAGGUACUGCUCACCGAGCACAACGUACCCAUGUCAACCGGGCAAGAAUUACUACGGUCGUGGUCCAAUCCAAAUCACAUGGAACUACAACUACGGUGCAGCCGGGAAGUUUCUUGGACUUCCUCUCUUGAAGGAUCCAGAUAUGGUGGCUCGUAGCCCAACCGUGGCUUUCAAAUGUGCCAUGUGGUUUUGGAACAAAAAUGUGCGUCCGGUUUUGAGCCGAGGAUUUGGAGCCACCACGAGGAGGAUCAAUGGCGGUGAAUGUGACGGUGGACGUCCAGCCGCAGUGCAGAGUAGGGUUAACCAUUACUUGGAUUUCUGCAAGAAGCUUGGGGUCACUCCUGGAACCAACCUCAAAUGUUGAAGACACUACUAGUCAAUGUGGGGUUUCAAGUAUUGAAGUAUGUGUGGGUUAAAGUGUCGAAUAAUAAUCAGAAGUCAUAUACUAUGUUGUGUGUCUUACGGUAUGUAAUGUUGUGUUGUGUUGUGUUGUACCCGCUGUCAUAUAUUAACC
This is a messenger RNA of Brassica oleracea var. oleracea, 1061 nucleotides long. RefSeq names its product basic endochitinase CHB4-like. Bases 66 to 911 code for a protein of 281 amino acids. The transcript has 2 exons. Gene Ontology annotation, biological process: chitin catabolic process; cell wall macromolecule catabolic process; carbohydrate metabolic process. The record is from RefSeq and is a predicted model, not a curated record. Lineage: Eukaryota; Viridiplantae; Streptophyta; Magnoliopsida; Brassicales; Brassicaceae. Gene Ontology annotation, molecular function: chitin binding; chitinase activity.